Messenger RNA from Mangifera indica (mango), 889 nucleotides. RefSeq lists its product as uncharacterized. The coding region runs from base 1 to 603 and encodes 200 amino acids. The transcript has 3 exons. The record is from RefSeq and is a predicted model, not a curated record. Lineage: Eukaryota; Viridiplantae; Streptophyta; Magnoliopsida; Sapindales; Anacardiaceae.
AUGGCUUCUUCCAAAAAACUGGCAUCCUGCAUUUCUUCCAUUGCUUCUUCUUUCUAUUUCUUUCUCAUUUUCUUCCAAGUCCCUCUUUUCAGGGUGCAAUGUAGAAAUGGAAUUUGCACAACACCUAUAGAGGUGACAGCUUCUCAGUCAAUUGCCAAUGAAGUCUUCCCUGAAUAUAUAAUUAGGACUCUUCUUUAUCCGGGGGCCUUUGCCAAUGCUAUCCUGAAGGGUUCAACCAUUCCAAGCUACAACAAAUUGCUCAACUUGUAUCACUUCACCAAUCUCAACAAUGCCUCUGUUGAAACCGAUAUCCAGUGCCUUGAGAUUCUAGCGGGAAGCUACUUGUCUGUGGCAGGAGCCCUUUUAGGUCCUUUAAGGGCAGGGAAAAUGAGCCUGUUCGGGACGCUUAUUACAUUAUGGGGCCUUGUAAAAGAAGUGAGCAGUGUCCAAAACCCUGAUGGCUUAAGCACCCGAAAAGUUGGUUAUAUCUACCCAACUAUGUUAAUAGCUGUGCUUUGUGCUUUCUUGUCUAUAAGAAGAGAUUUGAGAAAAAUAAUUCAGUGUUGCAGAGCUAGCAGGCCAAUUGCAAACUCUAAGCAUUGAGGUACAACUGGAUAAAUCAUAGGAAGCAUUUAAGUAGAAAAAUGUCAUGAGAUAUAUAUGCUGUUGUUGCAUAUAAGCUUUGAUUUUAGAUUCAAAAUUAAUUUUUUUGAUAGUCAAUAUAAAUUUCUUUAAAAUUCUUUGUGGGCAUUCUUAUAACCUCUAUGAUUAUUAUUUUUUAAGUUAAAUGAGUCAUAGAACAAUUUUUAUUUUGAAUUAAAGAUGAAGUGACUUACUAACUUUUGUAACCAUUGUUAAUACAUGUAAUAUUACAUUCUUGCAACAUGUC